AUGCGGACCGUGCGACUAACGCUUAGUACGGCAACGGCUUCUGCACCACCAUUGGUGAAGGAAGCCGGAAAAGUGGCUGCAGCUACGACACCAGAUAAGCCGCGACGCGAGUUUACAUCGUUACGUAUUCAACCAUGGCAGAGAAAUUGUUUGGGGGCGUCGCGCGAACAAAUGCUGCCGCCUUCACUGUUGUAUCACGGAACUCACCUGGGUCCGCGUCCCCUCAUCAUCCUUGAUCAUACCACGAAAAAUACUGCGGAGGCGGCCUUGGCAGCGAAAAAAUAUGAGGCUGUACUUUCUCAGCUUUCGUGGGAGUACGGUGCUGUGUAUAUUCCACUUCAUGUGGAUUUCCCGUAUACGACCAAUGGUUUAAUAGAACAGACAUGUCAGCAGGUAUGUGCUGUAAUGGAUGCGCUUGAUGUGCACUGGACACAUUUUCUGACGUAUUCCUACGGAUGCCUCGUCGCUGCUUACAUGGCGGCAUCAGAAGGGUUUCCGCAUCGUAUUGGAACGUUUAUCUCUCUUGAUACGCCGUUAGUCACUCGUGAGUUGUUACAGAACAUGGAGCAACGUGAGGAAAUUGCCAAAGCGGAGAGAGACGUCAAUGUACCGGAGGCAAACUUAUCUUUUGCGAAACACAACUUAAUUUCGUCACUGGAGGAGCCGUUGCCUUGUCCUGCUGAGGCAGAUAAGAGCCUGUACCAUGAUUACCUUUUUAACCCCGCGGAAAUCUUCCAAUCCGACGGACUUGUUCGCUGCGAGGAGCGUUAUGUGCCGGUAAAGCAUCUUGCUGACGUGCGUCACCCAAUGCAAUUGGUGGUUCCUUCUGCUAACGCGCUGGCGGACGUGACGGUGCACAAGGAGUUUUUUGGUCUGCGUCGUCCUGUCGUUUUGAAAGGAUGCCAGCGUCACGAUGAAAUAUUCCGAGAUGAGAGUGCGAAGGAAAUUGCAAAGGUCCUCGAGACAUGGUUGCAGCGUUUUGAACCAGAUGCUUACAUAGCGAAACGGUACGAACAGGCCGCAGCGGAGAUGUCGCAGCUGAUGAUGAGCUCCGCCCCGGCCAACGCACAAGCGGAUAGCGCGGAAGGAGGGGAUCAACGGAAGAAAAAGAAGGAAAAGAAGAAAAAGGCGUAG
Molecule: messenger RNA, 1134 nt
Organism: Trypanosoma cruzi
Lineage: Eukaryota; Euglenozoa; Kinetoplastea; Trypanosomatida; Trypanosomatidae
Exons: 1
Coding region: 1-1134 (377 amino acids)
Source: RefSeq, a predicted model, not a curated record